Messenger RNA from Toxorhynchites rutilus septentrionalis, 1021 nucleotides. RefSeq names its product cyclin-C (gene CycC). Gene Ontology annotation, molecular function: cyclin-dependent protein serine/threonine kinase regulator activity. Gene Ontology annotation, biological process: positive regulation of transcription by RNA polymerase II. The record is from RefSeq and is a predicted model, not a curated record. Gene Ontology annotation, cellular component: mediator complex; nucleus. NCBI's taxonomy places the organism in Eukaryota, Metazoa, Arthropoda, Insecta, Diptera, Culicidae. Bases 144 to 941 code for a protein of 265 amino acids. The transcript has 2 exons.
CCACCGCUGAAAUUAGAAAAGUCAAUCGAUGUAUAUCUCAGAGUUCCAAAGCUAGGAUCAAAACAUUUAUUUCAUUCAUAUAUUACUAACAGAAUAUCUAGGCGAUCUUUACUGAAAUUUCGAUAUAGUUUCAACUAGGCGGUAUGGCUGGCAACUUUUGGCAAAGUUCACAUCACCAGCAAUGGAUUUUAGAUAAACAGGAUCUCAUCCGUGAAAGACAAAUUGAUUUGAAGACAUUAACAGAAGAGGAGUACCAAAAGAUAUUCAUGUUUUUCGCAAACGUGAUCCAGGUUCUUGGUGAACAACUAAAGCUACGGCAGCAGGUUAUUGCUACCGCAACUGUAUAUUUCAAAAGAUUUUACGCCAGAAAUUCCCUCAAGUGUAUUGAUCCAUUAUUACUAGCACCGACUUGUAUUUUGCUCGCUUCAAAGGUGGAGGAAUUUGGUGUCAUCUCGAAUUCUAGACUAAUUACCACUUGCCAAACAGUGAUUAAGAACAAAUUCAGCUAUGCUUAUCAACAAGAAUUUCCAUAUCGGACAAACCACAUUCUCGAGUGCGAGUUCUAUUUACUAGAGAAUUUGGACUGUUGUUUGAUAGUUUAUCAGCCAUAUCGACCAUUGCUUCAGUUGAUUCAGGACAUUGGUCAGGAAGAACAAUUGCUGACACUAACUUGGCGAUUGAUAAACGACUCCUUGAGAACUGAUGUUAGUUUGCUUUAUCCGCCUUAUCAGAUUGCGAUUGGGUGUCUGCAAAUUGCAUGCGUGAUUCUACAAAAGGAACUGAAAGCGUGGUUUGCCGAAUUAAAUGUUGAUAUGGAGAAGGUACAGGAAAUAGCUCGCGCUAUCCUUAAUCUUUUUGAACUGUGGAAGAGCUACGAUGAGAAAGAAAUACAAAGUCUGUUAGAUAAAAUGCCAAAACCAAAACCGGCUCCACAGCGGUGAUUCAUGGUUUCGGUGAUUUCGUCUAUAUGGAAUUAAUUCAUUGUAUGGAAAAUUAUAUUAAUAUCAAUCAAUCAAUUUAA